GUGUGCGCUCGCCGCGCCCGGCUCACUGCGGCCGGCGGCUGCCUGCCGUGCAGAGGGGAGCGGAGCUCAGCCGCCCCGUCGGGGAGCGCCGCGCUCGCAUGGCCGCGCCGCUCCGCGCCGCCGCCGCCGCGGGGCCAAGAGGGGCCGCGGUAGGAGGAUGAGGCGGACGGCGGGGCGGCGGCGGCGGCGGCGGCGCGGAGGAUGAAGUGGAGCGUGCGGGGAGCCUGCGCCGCGCUCUCCAGCUGCCUCCUGCUCGCCUGCGCCCUCAGCGCCGCCGCCGUGGGCCUCAAGUGCUUCUCGCUGGGCUCCGAGCUCAAGGGCGAGCCCUUCCGCCUGGGCACCGCCGCCGGCGCCUUCUACUCGGGGCUGCUGCUGGCCGCCGGCCUCUCGCUGCUCGCCGCUGCACUGCUCUGCUGCCGCCCGCCCGACGAGGCGCCCGCGGUUCCGGCGGCGGCUCCGGCCCCGGCGGCGGCUCCGGCUCCAGCCCCCGCGGCGGCUCCGGCUCCGGCUCCGGCUCCGGUCCCGGCCUUGGCCUCGACCUCGGCCUCGGCCUCGGCCCCGGCUCCGGCCCCUGCCCCGGCUCCAGCCCCGGCUCCGGCCCCGACCGGGGAUUCGGUCCCGGCGGGUGGCGGCCCUGGCGGGGGGCAGGCGGCGGCCGCGCCGUCGGGGCCGGUGGAGAAGGCAACGCCCGGGGGGCGGCAGAACUUCUUGCUGCUGGGGGUGCUGGUGUUCAUGCUGGGCGUGCUGAGCGCCUUCGCCGGCGCCGUCAUCGACGGCGACACCGUGUCGCUGGUGGAGAGGAAGUACUCGCACUACUGCCUGCUGCAGCCCGGCGGCGUGGCCCGCCCGCGGAGCAGCCCCGCGGCCCUCGACAGCUCCGCCGCAGCGCUCCGCUGCCAGAAGCUGCGGGACUACCAGCGCGGCUUGGUGCUCUCCACCGUCUUCAACGCGCUGGAGUGCCUCCUGGGUCUGGUCAACCUGCUCCUCGUCAAGAAUUACAAGGCCUCGCAGCAGCGCGGGCGGCGCCGCCGGCGGCGGCGAGGGGCGACAGCCGCGGCGGCGGCGAGCGGGCGGCGGCGGCGGCGGCGGGGCACCGACGAGCGGCGAGCGCCGAGCCACAGCCAGGGCUCUCUGUUCUCCGGCGGCGAGCCCGAGCUCAGCCCCGGGGAUUGCCCCUUCCAGGCCGUCUCCUACAUCAACGUGGGUGUCUUCCACGUCUUCGACGAGGCGGGCGUGGAGGUGCACUGUGGCGGGCAUCCCUCCGUCGAACUGCCCGGCUACUCGCCCAUGGACCCCGAGCUCAACGCCUCCUACCCCUACUGCUACCCACUGCCCAGCGAGCAGCCCCCCGCCUACGAGGAGAUCUACCCCGGGGAGCCCUCCGCUCAGGGCACCUAGCGCCGACCGCAGGCGGUACGCCCAGCUCCCCGCCCGGCCCUCGGCUCGCCCUGACAGCCGGGAGCGGGACGAGCGGCGGGAGCGGGACGAGCGGUGGGCGCGGGAGCGGGCCCGGCAGCGCCCCGCAGCCGCGGGACCCGGGGACAGCCCU
This is a messenger RNA of Grus americana (Whooping crane), 1549 nucleotides long. RefSeq names its product transmembrane protein 271 (gene TMEM271). The coding region runs from base 202 to 1398 and encodes 398 amino acids. The record is from RefSeq and is a predicted model, not a curated record. NCBI's taxonomy places the organism in Eukaryota, Metazoa, Chordata, Aves, Gruiformes, Gruidae. The transcript has a single exon.